Messenger RNA from Mucor velutinosus, 2253 nucleotides. RefSeq lists its product as uncharacterized. The coding region runs from base 1 to 2253 and encodes 750 amino acids. Gene Ontology annotation, biological process: transmembrane transport. Lineage: Eukaryota; Fungi; Mucoromycota; Mucoromycetes; Mucorales; Mucoraceae. The transcript has 2 exons. The record is from RefSeq and is a predicted model, not a curated record. Gene Ontology annotation, cellular component: plasma membrane. Gene Ontology annotation, molecular function: oligopeptide transmembrane transporter activity.
AUGGAAGUGGACAAGAAAAUCCCUUCUGCGUACGAGACAACAGAAACACUCGGCAGUAGCGACACAUCUAUCGAGAAAGCUACCAUUCAUGAAAUUGAUCCCAUCGAAGAUUCACCCAUUGAAGAAGUCAGAUCUAGUAUUCCUCCUACAGAUGACCCCACAUUACCUACUGCAACACUGAGAGCUUGGUUCUGGGGUAUUAUAUUCUCUGCAGCCAUCUCAUUUUCCAACCAGUUUUUCUGGUUCCGUGCCAACCCACUGACCAUUAAGGUUAUUGUGGUACAAUUGCUUGCCUUCCCUGCUGGUAGAUUAUCUGAAAAGAUCCUCCCCAAUUACAGAGUGCCUCUCGGUCGCUUCAGCUUUAAUUUAAAUCCUGGUAAAUUCAAUGUCAAGGAACACGUCUUGAUCACUGUCAUGGCAAAUGCCGCUGCUACAUCAUUCGAUGCCAUUGAUAUCAUUGUGGUGCAAAAGCUGUACUAUAGUCAGGAUUGGGGCUUCGGUGGUGGUAUCCUCUUGGUGCUGACCACUAGUUUGUUGGGUUUUGGCUUUGCUGGUGUCUUGCGUCGUUUCCUCGUCCGACCCUCUGCCAUGGUGUGGCCUAUCAACCUCGUCAAUGCCACUCUUUUCCACACUUUGCACAAGGAAGUGCCCAAGGAAGUCCAAGAUGCCGAAGCCGUUACUCCUGGCUUGAGAAUGAGUCGCAACAAAUUUUUCGUUAUUGCAUUUGUUGCAUCUUUCUGUUGGUAUUUCUUCCCUGGUUACAUCAUCCCCGUUUUGACAUCCAUCUCUUGGAUCUGCUGGAUCAAGCCUGAUAACGUGCUUGUCUCUCAAAUUGGCAGUGGUAUCAAUGGCCUCGGUAUCGGUAGUUUCACUCUUGAUUGGAGUCAACUCGCUGCCUGGUAUCCUAGUCCUCUUGCUAUCCCUUGGGUUGUUCAAGCCAACAUGUUUGCUGGUUUCGUCUUUUUCAUCUGGUUCUUGGUUCCCAUCAUCUACUACACUGACACUUGGGAGAGUAAGAAGUUUCCCUUCUACAACACCAACCAAUAUGACAUCUGGGGCGAAAAAUUCAACCGUACCCGCGUCCUUACUCCUGAACAAUACCUCGAUGAUGAGGCUUAUGCCAACUACUCUCCUAUUCGUAUUACUGGAUUCUUCGCCAUCUGCUACGGUCAGGGUUUGGCUGCUUUGGGUGCUAUCAUCACUCACACCAUCUUGUACAAUGGUAAGGAUAUCUGGAACCGUCUCAAGAGUGCUCGCCAAGCCAAUGAUGACAUUCAUGCCAAGUUGAUGGAUCACUACAAAGAAGUACCUGACUGGUGGUAUUUCGCCCUCUUCGUGUGUGCCCUUGGUGCCAGUUUUGCCACCGUUGUUGUAUAUCCCUCUGAUAUGCCUUGGUGGGCUUUGAUCAUUGCUGUCGUUCUUGCCUUUGUCUGGCUCUUGCCCAUUGGUAUCAUCACUGCUAUCACAUCUCAAGCACCUACCAUCUCCAUGAUCACUGAGUGGGUUUAUGGUGCUAUUCGUCCUGGCCAUCCUAUUGGCAACAUGAUCUUCAAGACAUACGGUUACAUUACUGUUCGUCAAGCUCUUUUGUUUGCUCAAGAUCUGAAGCUUGGUCACUACAUGAAAAUCCCUCCUCGCGAGAUGUUCUCUUUUCAAAUCGUUGGCACUAUUAUCGCCUCUUUUAUCUCUCUUGGAACCACUAAUUACUUGAUGAACUCUAUUCCCGAUGUUUGUACUCGUGCUGCUUACCCUUGGACUUGUCCUAACGCUGGUCUCUUUGGUGCUUCAUCUGUCAUUUGGGGUCUCAUUGGUCCUGGUAAAUUCUUUGCCUCUUCCUCCCUUUAUGCAGGCCUUCCUUACUUCUUGCUUGCUGGCUUCCUUCUUCCCAUUCCUGUGUGGCUCUUGGCUAGAAAGUACCCUGAUACCUGGGUCGCAAAGAUUUCUGUGCCAGUCUUCAUGCUGGGUCCUACUCCCUAUCCUCCUGCCCCUACUAAUGUUGCUCCCUGUUGGACAUUUAUUGGCUUCAUCUUCAACUAUGUUAUCAAGAAGAGAGCCAAUGCCUGGUGGAAAAAGUACAAUUACGUUCUCUCUGCUGCUCUGGAUUCAGGUGUUGCUAUCUGUGCUAUCGUCAUCUUUUUCGCAUUCCAGAAUACUGAAAUCCAUUUCCCUCAAUGGUGGGGCAACAAUGCUGAAUCCGUAGAUCAAUGCCCUUUGGCCAUGGCCAACUGGACUGGUGUUGAUGUUUACGCUUAG